Messenger RNA from Pimephales promelas (fathead minnow), 2370 nucleotides. RefSeq names its product G protein-coupled receptor 20 (gene gpr20). Gene Ontology annotation, biological process: phospholipase C-activating G protein-coupled receptor signaling pathway; positive regulation of Rho protein signal transduction. Lineage: Eukaryota; Metazoa; Chordata; Actinopteri; Cypriniformes; Leuciscidae. The record is from RefSeq and is a predicted model, not a curated record. Gene Ontology annotation, molecular function: G protein-coupled receptor activity. Gene Ontology annotation, cellular component: plasma membrane.
GUCUGGGACUAGCCUUAAGCCCUGUCUGUGAAAACGGCAUUGAUGUCUAAGUGAGUCUAAUAGACACAGGAAUUAAAAAUGUUGGUAACACUUUACAAUACGGUAUCAUAUAUUAAUAUUAUUUAAUGUAUUAACUGUUACAGCAGCCAGAGAAAAAGUAAUAUUAAAGAGUUGAGAGCCCAACUAAAGCAAACACCAAUCACCAUAAUGGUGACUACAAACGAAACAUUUAUCGAAACAUCUAAACCUAUAUUCUCAGUAAGAACUUCUGUAGACAUAUGACAGAAAUAAAGUCUGGUUAGUAAGUGAAGCUGGUAAUGCACGUGGGGUUGUCGACGUCCAGUGCCCGCUUCCUGCUAAAAUCAUUAUAAGAAUGUUGGGAUCAUGUUUUUUAGAAUGUUUUUAAAGCAUGUUAUCCUACCUUUUAGGAAAACGUUAGGAACAAAGAUAAAAUUUACCACUGAAAACAUUCUGAUUGCACGUGAAGGAAGCAUUAAUAUUUGUUAAAAAAAAAAAAAAUGUUACAAUGUGAUGAUUUCUGGUUGGAUUGUUCAUAUCUUGUUUUGUUUUUGUUUUUUCAAUUUUUAUUCACCUCUGGUAAGAUGACUUGAGGUGUGUGGGUCAUUUCCAGCGCUCUGACGGAACUGUCAAUUCUUUUGCAAUUGCAACAGAAGAGAAACAGAGACACUGGACAUUGAUGUAUUAUCCUACAGGGAGGAGAUGACGUUUUUUCCACUCUGAAAAAGAUCCAGCCCCCAAACUCCAAAGAUGACCCUUACAGAGAUUUCAUCAAAUCUGAACCUCACAUCAACAUCGACUCCUCCCCUAACAACCAAUACUUCUCCACCAUACCGUGAACCUUAUUUACACAGACUGGCUCACUUGGAUGAAGGUCUCUAUAAUGAAUUUUACAGCCUGUGGAUAGCCCUGGUGGUCAUCAACACGCUUAUCUUUAUGGUAGGGAUGACCCUAAACAGUCUGGCUUUGUAUGUCUUCUGCAUCAGGACCAAGCCGAAGACUACAUCAGUCAUCUACACCAUUAACCUGGUUGUGACGGACUUGUUGGUUAACCUUUCCCUCCCGACUCGUAUCGUAUUGUACUACAGUGGAGGAAAGUGCCUCAACUGUUCCUACAUGCACAUAUUCAGCUACUUCGUCAACAUGUACUGUAGCAUCCUCUUCCUCACCAGCAUCUGCGUGGAUCGCUACCUAGCCAUCGUUCAGGCUGAGGCCUCGCGGAAGUGGAGGAACCCCGGUGUGGCCAAAGCAGUGUGCGUCUGCAUUUGGCUGUUCGCCAUCGUCGUGACCUACUCGCUUCUCACCACGGCUUUCAAGCACUCAGGUUGCCUCUCCAAACUUUUCACUCUGAUCGUAUUCGAGUUCUUCCUCCCAAUGGUGAUCAUCGUGGUGUUUACUAUUCGCAUCAUGUGCGCCCUUUCCAGCCCGGGUCUGAUGCAGCAGAGCCGCGACAGACGCAUGAAAGCCAUUCAGCUGCUGUCGACCGUGCUGGUGAUCUUCACCGUCUGCUUCACACCGUUUCACAUCCGUCAAGUUCUGUUUUACUUCCAUCCUGAUCUGCCUCAUCAUGUGAUUGUGUACCAUGUGACCGUCACCCUCAGCAGCUUAAACAGCUGCCUGGAUCCUGUGGUCUACUGUUUCGUCACCACCAACUUUCAGUCUACCAUGAAGAGAUUUUUGAGGAAGAUAGAAAGAGAGCAGACGAGUGGAGAUAUUAUCAGCAUGCAGAAGAGCUCAAAGGCUUCAGGCACAGUGAAUACCACAGAUAAAAGUAUAAGGAUAAACAUGAGCCUUGACCAGCAGGGAAUCCGACCUGCAUAAGGGAGCGUACAUGUACAGUAUUCAGAUGGUUGCAAUUACCAUGUCAUAUAGCUACUAAAGCAAAACCACGGCAUCGAUGAGACUUAGUUUUUUCUGUGUACUGUAAAUACGUAAUGUAUUGAUUUUAUGAGCUUGCAUUUCAUUUCACAUGUGACAUUGUUUGUAACUUCAACAAAAGCAACAUGGCGACACAGCAUUUUUAAACUUGAAGUGUUUUAGAGCAGGGGUUUUAAAAAUGUUGAGGCCAAGGACCCCUUAAAAAAGGCAGACGUAUACCGUAUGCAACGCGCGUAUGAAGACACAUGAAGGUUUAUAUUAUUGGCUAUCAUAUUGUUACUGUACUGAAGCCACAAAUUAUUAAAACAUAAUCUAGAAAAUAUUGUAUUUAUAUCUACUGUAUCUUUUUUAUGACCAGUAUUAGAGUGUAUACUAUUGUUCAAACAUUUAGGGUCGAUACGUUUUUGUUAUUGCUUUUAAAAUAAGUCUCUUGAUUUGAUCAAAAACACAAUAAAAUCUUCUGAAAUAUGAUUA